UUUCAACAAAAAUGGCGCUUGAGGAACUCGUAUCUGACGCAGCUUUACAACAAUAAUUCUCUGCGGAAUUUUUGUGUAAUUAGAGUUAACAUGAUUGUGAUAAAAUAGUUUCUCAUAGUGAUAUUAUUAUAAUAUAUAAGGACUGCUUGUUAAUGAAAAAGAAUGGAACCGAAGACUAUAGAAUGGCGGCCCGGUCCUGCAGUAUGCCGCUGUUGUUUAGCAGAAGGUUGUUAUAAAGAUAUUUCAACAGAAUAUUUUUGGAUGGGAAAAAGAGAAGUUUAUGCCGAAAUGCUCUCAGAAACACUGGAUCUUAGUAUUGCCUACUCCACGUCUGGCGGACCGAACAGUAACAGUCGGCUGAUUUGUGAGCAGUGCAUAUCGAAGCUAAGGGACGCUACUGAGUUCAAACGCCAGGUGCAGGAGUGCGAGCGCACUUUUAUACAAUGGCUGGAUCCCGGAAACUCAGUAGCUGACGCAACAGCGACAGAAGUCAAAUUAGAACAGGUUAAGAAGGAGAAAAAUCACAACAGUGACGAGGACGACGACUUUAAUGAUCAACCUGAUUUUGGCGAUGACGAUGGAUAUGAUGAUCUCGACGAUGACGUUCCUUUAACGAAAUAUGCUAGCAAAACCCCUAAAAAGGAACCAGUAGAUUUACAAGAUUUAUUGGACAAUGUUAAACCUACAACAAAAAGGAAAUCCACUACUACUAAAGAUAAAUCAACCGCAAAAAAGGCAAAAGUAAGCAAGGAAAAGGCUACAUCGAGCAAACCUAAGCCGGAAAAGAAAAAAAAAGGGACGUUGGCUAUACACAGGCGUAAUGAGAGUGACGAUGAGAAAAAGAAAAUAAUACUCUUAUGCCAGACCCCUCAGCGCUGUAAUGCUGAAUUAAUACUAAGAUUUUCGACCGCCUACCCCUUUACUAUGAGAUUUAACCAAAUUCUCUGCUCUUUUUGUCACGACGAGUAUACUAGUCUCUCCCAUCUCCGGCAGCAUAUGUCAUCCGAGCAUAGCGCUUCCGACUACCGGAGUGUUUAUUUUCGCGCAAGAGACAAUUUAAUCAAAGUGGAUAUAACAAAUUUGAAGUGUAAAAUUUGUAACCAAUGUAUGCAAGAUGUAGACUUUUUAAUGGUUCACUUAUCUCGUGAACACAAAAAACUAGUGAGAUUCAAUGAGCGCUUCGGUGUUUUGCCGUUUAAACAAAAUCAAAACAACGAGUGCGUUUGUGUUUCUUGUCACAAAGUUUUCUCCGAUUUUAUCGAGUACAAACGCCACAUUGCAUCGCAUUUCAUGAAUUUUAGUUGCGAUAAGUGCGGAACGAUGUUUAUUACCGACCGCUCCCUGCGCGAUCAUCGCCGCCAGGUGAAGUGUUCCCGGGCGGCAUAUAAAGCUCGCAACGGUAGCGUCUUGAGGCCUCGGAACAACGCUGAGAUUAUACUGCAAUAUUCGACUGCCUGCCCUUUUAGAACUUGGAAGAAUCAUUUUAAUUGCGUUUUUUGUAGAGUUCAGUCCAGUGAUCCCAGUAGCUUGCGGACUCAUGUCGCUACCCAUCACGAAAAUUACGAUGUUUCUAGGGCGUUUUAUAAAAAGUUAGGAAAAGAAUUUUUGAAAAUAGACAUCACUGAUCUACAAUGCAAAUUAUGUUUUAUGCCAAUCGUAAACUUUGAUAACCUAACUGAUCACUUAAAAAAUGACCACCAGCAGCCGAUCAAUACUGACUCGCAGCUAGGUGUUCUGCCGUUUAGACUUAACGAUGGAUCUAUUUGGAAAUGCACCUUGUGUCCGAAUGAAUUCAAAGAUUUUGUAUCUUUAAAAAAGCACACCACUCAACAUUUUCAAAAUUAUGUCUGUGAUACGUGUGGUGAAGGAUUUAUUACUGAGUAUGCGAUGAUUGCACAUACGAAGAAACCGCACGAAAAUAAGUAUAGUUGUAAUCGUUGCGUGGCUACUUUUUCGUCACUGGAAGAAAGAAAUGUCCAUGUUAAAACCCAGCAUACGACCACGCCGUACAUGUGUGUAUAUUGUAAAGAUAAACCCAGAUUUGCUAAUUGGGAGCUACGAAAACGUCACCUAAUGGAAGUUCAUAAUUACAAAACCGGUGCGGACAAAUAUGAAUGCGCAACUUGUCAAAAGUCUUUCAAAACGCGCUCUGGAAAAUAUAACCACAUGAUGAGAACGCACAGAAUCAAGAAAGACUCCGAAUUGAAUUUUCCUUGUCCGGGAUGUCCUAAAGCUUUUACGACUCAAUUGUUUUUAGAUAAACAUAUUGCAAAAAAGCAUUUUGAUAAAUGAGCUGCUAUUAAAUAU
Aricia agestis (brown argus) is the source of this 2307-nucleotide messenger RNA. Its product is annotated as gastrula zinc finger protein XlCGF57.1-like. The transcript is spliced from 5 exons. Gene Ontology annotation, biological process: regulation of transcription by RNA polymerase II. NCBI's taxonomy places the organism in Eukaryota, Metazoa, Arthropoda, Insecta, Lepidoptera, Lycaenidae. Bases 163 to 2292 code for a protein of 709 amino acids. Gene Ontology annotation, cellular component: nucleus. Gene Ontology annotation, molecular function: RNA polymerase II cis-regulatory region sequence-specific DNA binding; zinc ion binding; DNA-binding transcription factor activity, RNA polymerase II-specific. The record is from RefSeq and is a predicted model, not a curated record.